Catharus ustulatus (Swainson's thrush) is the source of this 13780-nucleotide messenger RNA. RefSeq names its product laminin subunit alpha 3 (gene LAMA3). Lineage: Eukaryota; Metazoa; Chordata; Aves; Passeriformes; Turdidae. Gene Ontology annotation, biological process: regulation of cell adhesion; cell adhesion; regulation of embryonic development. Gene Ontology annotation, molecular function: signaling receptor binding. The record is from RefSeq and is a predicted model, not a curated record. The coding region runs from base 90 to 9626 and encodes 3178 amino acids. Gene Ontology annotation, cellular component: basement membrane. The transcript has 74 exons.
ACUGCAAUGCUGCUGAUCCCAGCAAAGCUCACCUGAUAACCAAUGCCAUUGAUGGCACUGAGCGCUGGUGGCAAAGUCCCCCUCUUUCCAUGGGCUUGAAGUACAAUGAAGUCAAUGUCACCUUAGACCUGGGGCAGCUAUUCCAUGUUGCCUAUAUCCUUAUCAAGUUCGCAAAUUCUCCUCGUCCAGAUCUCUGGGUCUUGGAAAGAUCAGUGGACUUUGGAAAAACUUACAUUCCCUGGCAAUAUUUUGCUUACUCGAAAGCAGAUUGCUUGGAGCGCUUUGGAAAGGAAGCAAAUGUUCCCGUGAGGGGGGACAGCGAUGUCCUGUGCACCACCGAGUACUCUCGCAUUCUGCCCCUUGAAAAUGGAGAGAUUGUAGUAUCUUUGGUAAAUGGCCGCCCAGGAGCAAAAAACUUCACUUAUUCCCCUGGUCUUCAAGAAUUCACAAAAGCGACAAACAUCCGUCUCCGUUUUCUCAGAACUAAUACUCUUCUUGGACACUUGAUAUCCAAGGCUCAGCGGGACCCCACUGUAACUCGUAGAUAUUACUACAGCAUAAAGGACAUCAGUAUUGGUGGUCGAUGUGUUUGCCAUGGCCAUGCUGAGGAAUGUAAUCCAAAGAGUGCUGAGAGCCAGCAUCGGUUUCAGUGUGAAUGUCAGCAUAACACUUGUGGGGAAACCUGUGAUCACUGCUGCCCUGGAUAUAAUCAGAAACAGUGGCAACCUGCAACAGCUGGGAGCACAAACAUAUGUGAACCCUGCAACUGCCAUGGACAUGCCACUGAUUGUUACUAUGAUGCUGACGUUGAUCAGCGUCGAGAAAGCUUAAACAUCCAUGGGCAUUAUGAAGGUGGAGGAGUCUGCAUUAACUGCCAGCAUAACACAGCUGGGAUUAAUUGUGAGAAGUGUGCAAAAGGUUACUAUCGUCCUUACGGUGUUCCAGUGAGCGCUCCUGAUGGAUGUAUACCCUGCAGUUGUAACUUGGAGCAUGCAGACGGCUGUGAGGAAGGGUCUGGCCGCUGCUUCUGUAAGCAGAAUUUCCAGGGAGACCACUGUGAGCGCUGUGCUGAUGGAUUCUAUGGUUAUCCAUUUUGUGUCUAUAAUCCUGUAUAUCCUUCUACUUCUUCAGUUCCCGGAGAUGCUGUGGCUGGUGACAUAAUAGAAAGAGGCUGCAAACCAGGGUAUUUUGGCCCCCAGUGUCUGCCAUGCCAGUGCCACGGUGCAGGAGUGCUGGGCAGUGACUGUGAUGGAAGUACUGGGCAGUGCCGAUGUCGGACAGGAUUUGGGGGUUUUUCCUGUGAUGCCUGUGCAGCUGGCUAUUUCCAGUACCCCUUCUGCCACAUGUGCGAAUGUAACUUGCUGGGUACCCAGCCUGAAGUCUGUGAUUUUCUUGGGAGGUGUCUUUGUCGCUCAGGGAUCACUGGACUUCAGUGUGACAGCUGCCAGCCUGGCCACCACUCCUUCCCUGCCUGUCAAGAAUGCAGCUGUGAUGGUGUUGGCUCAUUGGGGAACACCUGUGGUCCUGAAGGGCAGUGUCAGUGCCGUAGUAACUAUGCUGGGCUGAGAUGUGACCAGUGUGCUCCAGGAUAUUACGGCUACCCCAGCUGCUUGCGUAUCAGCAGCGAGUGUGACCCUGCAGGUAGCGUUGGCUCUCACUCUGGAUAUUGUCAAUGUCUCCAGCACGUUGAAGGUCCUACCUGCAGUAAAUGCAAACCUUUGUACUGGAACCUGGCCAAAGAAAACCCUCAGGGAUGUACAGCAUGCCAGUGUGAUGUGAGUGGAACACUAAGUGGAGUUGGAGAAUGUCAGCAGGAAAAUGGGAAUUGCUACUGCAAAUCUAAUGUUUGUGGAGAUUCCUGUGGCACUUGUGAAGCUGGUUAUUAUGCUCUUGAAAACAAGAAUUAUUUUGGCUGCCAAGGCUGCCAGUGUGACGUUGGAGGGUCCCUCAGCCCAGCCUGCUCCCAGCCCUCGGGCAGCUGCCGGUGCCGGGCGCACGUCGUGGGCGCGACCUGUCGCGAGCCUGAAAAAAAUUAUUUUUUUCCUGAUCUGCAUCACAUGAAGUUUGAGAUUGAAGAUGGUACUACUGUCCAAGGACAGAAAAUUCGGUUUGGCUAUGAUCCUCGGGAAUUUCCUAGCUUCAGUUGGAGAGGAUAUGCACAGAUGUCCUCUAUACAAAAUGAAGUGAGGAUAACUUUGAAUGUGGAAAAAUCCAACCUCUACUUAUUUCGCAUUAUCCUGAGGUAUAUUAACCCUGGAGGUGAAACAUUACCUGGUCACAUAUCUGCUUAUCAAUCUCAGCCUGGAGCAGGGGCUGCUCAGACCAAAGAGUUUGUCUUCCCACCCAGCAAGGAGCCAGCUUUUAUCACAAUCCCAGGAAAAAGCUCCACAGAGCCUUUCUCACUGGCUCCAGGCACAUGGACUGUCAGCAUAAUGGCAGAGGAAGUCCUCUUGGUCAAUUUAGAGAUGACCAUAAGUGUUCCUCAAGUUGGUCGCUAUGUUCUGGUUUUUGAAUAUGCCAAUGAAGAGGAUCAGAUAAACACUGCAGAGGUAACAGUGCAUAGCCCUGGACCUGUCACUGAAGGCAGAGUGAGAAUAUACAAUUGUAGAUACAGUUUCCUUUGUCGCAGCGUUGUAGUUGACGACAGGAAUCGCAUUGCAGCCUAUGACCUUCUAGCAGACACAAGGAUACAUCUUAAGGCAUCAGCAAGUAAUUUUCUCCUGCACAAGGUUUGCAUUAUACCAGCUGAAGAAUUUUCGCUAGAAUAUGUGGAUCCUAAAGUACAGUGCAUAGCUGCUUACAGGAGUAACAGUGAUGGAAGUGCAGCAUGCAUUCCCUCAGUUUUUGAGACUCCACCAGGAUCUUUGGUUUUGGAUGCAUUCAUAGAUGGGAAGAUUUCCGAAGUACAGGAGAAUAUACUCCAUGAUCCAUUGAGUGCCACUUUACCUGCUGGUUCAGUUCAUGGAGUCACCUUGACACCACUACAGAGCCAGAUCACCUUGAGUGGCAGAGUGCCUCACUUGGGCAGAUACGUGUUUGUGGUACAUUUUUAUCAGCCGGCACACCCAGUGUUCUCUGUGCAAGUUCAUGUGACUGCAGGACAUGUGUGGUCAGGUGCUUUCAAUGCUUCAUUCUGCCCUCACAAUUCUGGCUGUCGGGUUCAGGUGAUUGCAGCAAACCAAAUUGAGCUUGACAUUUCUGAACCCAUGGUCUCUAUUACAGUGAUGAUACCGGAUGGAAGAACACUGGUUUUGGAAAAUAUCUUAGUUGUUCCAGCAGACACCUACAGUUACAAAAUUCUUGACAAAAAGACAGUGGACAAGUCAUUUGAUUUUAUCAGCCAAUGUGGAGGAAACAGUUUUUAUAUUGACCCAGAACAAUCCUCGCCCUUCUGUAAGGACUCUGUAAGGUCACUGGUGGCUUUCUACAACAACGGAGCCCUGCCAUGUGAUUGCCACAGCGUGGGUGCCGUGAGCCCUGCGUGCAGCCCCCUGGGAGGGCAGUGUGUCUGCAGACCCAACGUCGUCGGCCGCCAGUGCACCCGAUGCCAAACUGGCUACUAUGGAUUCCCCUUUUGCAAGUUAUGCAACUGCGGGCAGCGUCUUUGUGAUGACUUGACUGGUAAAUGCAUCUGCCCUCCACGAACUGUGAAGCCAAAAUGUGAAGUGUGUGAGAAAUAUUACUUCAGCUAUCACCCCCUUGCUGGCUGCAAGAGCUGCAAUUGCUCAGAAAAAGGAAUUGUUGAUGUGGCAAACCCAGAAUGUGAUAAAACCAGUGGGCAAUGCAAAUGUAAACCAGGAAUAAAAGGACGUCGAUGUGAUCAGUGUGCUCCUGGAACUUAUGGUUUCCCUAACUGUGUGCCAUGUAGCUGUAACAGAGAUGGAACGGAACCAGAUGUUUGUGAUCCCCAGACAGGAAUUUGUCUUUGCAAGGAAAAUGUUGAAGGUGCAGCAUGUGACACUUGCAGACCAGGAUCCUUUUAUCUGAGCCCUUCUAACCCCAGGGGAUGCACACCUUGCUUUUGUUUUGGGGCAACCAGCAGCUGUCGCAGCACAGAUCGUCGUAGAACCAAGUUUGUGGAUAUGAGGAACUGGCGCUUGGAGGCAGUAGAUGAAAAUAUGGACAUUCCAGUCACUUUCAAUCCAGUCAGUAACAGCGUGGUGGCUGAUGUUCAAGAAUUGCCAGCUUCUGUGCAUAAUUUGUACUGGAAAGCACCACCAUCCUAUCUGGGAGAGAAGCUUUCUUCAUAUGGCGGCUUCCUAAGUUACCAAGUGAAAUCUUUUGGCUUACCUAGCGAGGGCAUGGUUCUUCUGGAUAAGAAACCUGAUAUACGACUAACAGGCCAACAAAUGGAAGUUGUUUAUAUGGAUCCUAACAACCCUCUGCCUGAUCGUCAAUAUUAUGGCCGAGUGCAGCUGGUUGAGGACAGCUUCAGGCACGCCGGCAGUGGUAAGCUGGUAUCCCGAGAAGAGCUGAUGAUAAUCCUGUCCAGGCUGGAUGGCCUGCACAUCCGAGCCCUUUACUUCACGGAGAGCCAGCGCCUGACGCUCGGGGAGGUGGGGCUGGAGGAAGCCACCAGCGAGGGCAGCGGCAGCAUCGCGCAUGGCGUGGAGAUGUGCGCCUGCCCACCGCAGUACGCAGGGGACUCCUGCCAGGAGUGCAGCAUUGGAUUUUACCGUGAAAAUAAAGGAUUAUUUGCUAGACGCUGUGUGCCCUGCAACUGCAAUGGAAAUUCAAAUAGAUGUCAAGAUGGUACUGGAAAAUGUAUUGACUGCCAGUAUAAUACUGCUGGGGAGAAAUGUGAGCACUGUAAAGAUGGUUAUUUUGGAGAUGCCACUCAAGGUUCCUGCCGGGAGUGCCCUUGUCCAUAUACAAACAGAUUUGCAGCUGGCUGCGUGGCAAAUGGUGAAGAAAUCCAGUGUCUCUGCAAAGAAGGCUACACCGGAGCUCGUUGUGAGCGCUGUGCUCCUGGAUAUUUUGGAAAUCCACAAAAUUAUGGAGGCUUCUGUCAGAAAUGUAAUUGUAAUAAUAAUGGACAGCUGGCUAGCUGUGACCACCUGACUGGAGAAUGUUUCAAUAAUGAACCAAAAGAUGUGGAUCCCAAUGAAGAUUGUGACUCCUGCGAUAGCUGUGUGAUUACCCUGCUGAAUGAUUUGAGCACAAUAGGUGAUGAGCUACAGCUCAUCAAGUCUCAGCUGCAAAAUGUCCAUGCAAAUACCCGCACUCUGGAGCAGAUGAGAGACCUGGAAACACGCACCAAGGACCUAAAGGUCUUAUUGAACAACUACCAUUCUGUUGUUCGUAAUCAAGGUUCAAAGGUAGAUGAGUUGGAGACAGAAUUCGUUAAACUAAAUCGUGAUAUAAAUGCUCUCCAGGAAAAGGCUGAAAUGAACUACAAAGAAGCUGAGAUAUUACUUAAUGAUUUUGGCCAAACUCAUCAGAAAGGAAAGGAUUUGGUUUCACAGAUACAAAUAGUGGUCAAUAAUAUACAAGCACUCUUGGAACAGAUAUCUGGUACGAACGCAGGAGGCAACAACCUGCCCCUGGGAGAUGCCUCGGAAGAGCUGGCCGAAGCUCAGCGCAUGAUGGCCGAGAUGCGGAACCGCAACUUUGGCCAACUUCAGGCCGAGGCAGAGAAGGAGCGAACAGAAUCUCAGCAGUUACUGGCACGUGUUAAGAAUGAACUACAAAAGCACCACCAAGAAAAUCGUGGGCUUAUUAAAGCUGUGAGGGAUGCACUGAAUGAAUAUGAAUCCAAAAUCACUGACCUUCGUGAAGCUCUGAAUGAUGCAACAGGACAAAUCAAGCAGGCUGAAGGCUUAAACAGAGACAACAUAGUUCUGUUAGCAGACAUCAAGAAACGGAUUGAGGAGACAAAUGUGCAACAGAAUGGUGUCUUGGAUAUUUUGAGCUCGGCCCAAUCUUCCCUGACACAAGCUAAGAAUGCACUUGGAUUAUUGCAAGAGAGCAAAGAGGAAUAUGAAAGUUUGGCUGCUCAGCUGGAUGGAGCAAGGAAGGAGAUGAAUGAAAAAGUGGCAAAUAUCUCAUCAGCAAGCAAAGAACCACUGGUGGUGAGAGCUGAGGAACAUGCCAAAUCUUUGCAAGAUUUGGCAAAACAACUGGAAGAGAUAAAGAACAGUGCCAGGAAGGACGAGUUGGUAGGCUGUGCUGUGGAAGCUUCUACUGCCUAUGACAAUAUUAUUGGUGCCAUCAAGGCAGCAGAGGAGGCAGCCAACCAAGCUGGGAAAGCAGCUGACUCAGCUUUAUCAACUGUGAAGAGAGAAGACUUAUCAGGAAAAGCUGAAAGGUUAAAAACUGAGAGCAGCACACUCAUGGAUCAAGCACAGGACACUAAUAGGAAAUUGCAAGCUAUUGGUCCAGACCUCGAAGACCUAAAGCAAAGACUUGAUGUCGCUGAUGGAAAGACAAAUACGCUGAAAAUUGAUCUUGUUACUGCUCAAAACAAUCUCAAUGGGAUAAACAGAGGUGACAUUGACAGCAUCAUCACCAGUGCAAGGAACAUGGCAGAAAAUGCCAACUCUGUCACUGAUAGUGUGUUGGGUGAGCUGGUCCCGAUUGAAGCAGAAGUGGAAAGAAUUAAGAGUAACUAUGGAAGCACGCAGAGUGCCAGCUUCAAUAAAGCACUGAUGGAGGCAAACAAUUCAGUAAAAAAUUUGACAAACCAACUUCCAGAUCUGUUCAGCAAGAUUGAGAGUAUCAACCAACAGCUGAUGCCAAUAAGCAACAUCUCUGAGAACAUAGAUCGCAUAAGGGAGCUGAUUCAGCAGGCAAGAGAUGCUGCAAAUAAGGUUACUAUUCCUAUGAGGUUCAAUGGCAGCUCUGGUGUAGAAGUUCGACCUCCAAGCAACCUUGAAGAUCUUAAGGGUUAUACUUCACUUUCCUUAUUUGUCCAAAGACCUCAGCAAGAACCAGACGCUCCCCAGAGGACAAAUAGGUUUGUCCUGUACCUGGGUAAUAAAGAUGCUUCCAAGGACUACAUUGGUAUGGCUGUGAAAGAUGGUUACCUUACUUGUGUCUAUAACCUGGGAGGUGGUGAUGGAGAAGUGAGAGUACAGUCGCCAGUGACCCAAAGCAAAACUGAAGAAGCUGUUAUGGAUCAAGUUACAUUUGAAAGGAUUUACCAGUAUGCAAAGCUGAAGUACAUCAAAGCAGCAACAUCAACUUCUCCAGAUUAUGAAAGCCCUAGAAGUGCAAGCAGUGGAGACAGUGACAUGCUCCUCAAUCUUGAUCCCAGCAGUGUUGUCUUUUAUGUUGGAGGGUACCCACCAGAUUUUACGCCUCCACGUAAUCUCAACUAUCCUCGUUAUGAAGGCUGCAUUGAAUUACACAGCCUAAAUGAGCGUAUUAUCAGCCUUUACAACUUCAAGAGGACUUUUAAUCUCAACACCACUGAAGUGAAACCCUGCAGAAGGUAUAAAGAGGAGACUGACCAAAGCUAUUUUGAGGGCACUGGUUAUGCCCUUGUCACAGCAAGAGAAGGAAGUGCCGACCGAGUACGGUACGAGCAGGCAGUUGAGACGACUGCAGAUGAAGGCAUUGUGUUUUUUGCAUCAAAUGGGGAUCAGUUCAUCAGUGUGCUCCUUAAAAAUGGUCAUAAAGUUUUUAGAUACAAACUUGACUCUGAAACUCCAGAAGAAGUAGAAGGCAAAAACACUGUAAAUGAUGGAACCUAUCAACAAAUUAAUUUGGUGCUUGACCGAAGAAGGGGUGUUGUGUUUGUCAGUCCUGAUAUUACCACCCGAAAACAUGUCUUCAAUUUCUCUGAGUACUACCUAGGUGGAGUUCCAGCUUUUCUACGGGAACGGUUCAAUAUAACCACACCUCCAUUCCGAGGCUGCAUGAAGAAUGUGAAAAACCCAGCCAGAGCAUCUGUUGUUUUUGAUAAGAGUUUUGGUGUCAGCAAGAAAUGUUCAGAUGACUGGAAGCUUGUCAGAUCUGCAGCUUUCUCUAAGGAUGGAACACUGAGCCUGAGUGCAGUAGAUUUCCCAUUUCCCAAGGAUUUCCAAGUUGGCUUCGGCUUUCAGACCACAGCUUCGACUGGAACACUCUUAAAUUACAAUCUACGGCCUGAUGUUCUUUCCAUCUUUCUGAGUCCUGGCUCUGUAACUGCAAAGAUACAAGAUAAGGAAAUUAAACUGGAAAAGAAAUAUGAAGAUGGGUCAAUGCAUUAUGUGACAGUAAUAAAAACAGACAACAGAGUACAUCUGAUGGUUGAUGAUGAGUCAAAAGAUGUUGACUCUCCCAGGUCAUCAAACUCACAGGAAUCAAACACAGCUAUAAAAUUUGGUGGAGAUAAUUUCGAAGGUUGCAUGUCAAACAUCUUUAUUAAAAGGGCAGGUCAGCUCCCCGAGGUUCAAAAUCUUGUUGCUAAUACUGGCAAGACUGGUGUAUCCCUUGGAGCUUGCCGGGAAUACGAAAACCUUGAACCAAUACUGCUGCAGGAAUUUAAAAAUCCUCUCAGGCUUAAGAUGCUCAAGAAUGAAAUAUACCUUGACUAUUUGAAAACUGCUAACCUGCAAAACCACACUGUACCAGGUCUGCUACAUGACAGCAGAGAAGCGUAUCUCUUUGGAAGCACCCCUAACAGCUUCAUAUCCUACAUGUUUUCUCCAUUGUUAUCUACAAACAGGUUACACUUUUCUGUAGAUGUACGGACUCGAUCAUCAAGAGGAUUAAUAGUUUUCAUGGAGAAAAGCUCUGAGGACUCUUAUAUGGCUCUCCGCAUUUCAAAAGGACAUUUUGUCUUUUCACUUGGCACUGGAGAAAAACAAAUCAAAGUCAAAACCAGUACUAAAUACAACGAUGGGCAAUGGCACACUGUGGUCUUCAGCACAGAUGGGAAGAACGCCCGCCUUGUCAUUGAUGGUCUAAGGGCCCAGCACAGAAAACUGGCAACAAAUUCCCCCAUUAGCAUUAAGCCACCAAUCUACGUGGGAGGGCUGCCACCACUGAAGAAACAGAAUAUACCAAUGAAGAGUUUCAAGGGUUGCCUGAGGAAUUUUAAGAUGAAUGGAAAAAUCAUGAAUGCACCUCAACAAAUAAAUGGCGUACUUCCAUGUCUGGAUGUUCCCAUGGACACAGGGAUUUACUUCUUUAAUGAAGGAGGAUAUAUCACCAUUGGUAACUUGCUGAUGGGAUUGGAUUUCAGGAUUGUAUUUACCAUUCGGCCUAGGAGUUCAACAGGUGUACUCCUCCAUGCUGGAAGCAAGCAGGACAACUACUUGACUGUUUACAUGAAGGGAGGAAAGGUCGUUGCUGCUGGAAAUAGUGGUGCUGGAGAAUUUCAGGCAUCAGUCACACCUAAGAAACCUCUAUCUGAUGGACAGUGGCACACCAUUGCAGUCUCUCAGAAGAGGAACACAGUGCAUCUAGAGGUGGGCACACAGAGUAACUCUACCACUGAACUUCAAUCCUCUCCUAGACGUGUGUAUCAGCCACUCUACUUCGGCAAAAUUCCAGCAAAUUUGGACACCCCAUGGCUUCCAGUUGAAGACCCAUUUUUUGGCUGCCUUUGGAAUAUUACCAUCAAUGACAAACAUGUCUCCACCAGGAGAAUUUCGGAGGUUCACGGUGUAGUGAAUUUGCACGGGUGCCCAGAGAAGUGACCCUGCUGCUACAGUCAUCAUGCACACAUCGGGCUGUGCCUGCUGAAGAACUGUGUGGGUUCUCCUUUGCUGAUCAGCAUCAGGCUGCUUGUUCUGAACAGCCGGUGAGCAAAUGCAUCCUCUGGAUGUGGACUGUGCCGAAGCAAACGAAAAGUAUUUGCUUUGGCAAUCUUCCUUUUAAAUGGUAUUGAUUUCCAAGGUAAUCCGUUGUGCCUUUUGAGAUAUAUGUAGAAAAUAUAAUUGCAUAUGCCCUACUGGGCCAAAUUCUGCUCUUACCCACAAGAGCAGGGACUUGAGCAACUCCAGUGUCUUAAUUUUGGAAAUUUUUCUUAAUUUUGGCCAUCUUGAGAGUAAAUUUGAUCAAUUAAUAUAAAGAAUUUUAUAAAAAUAUAAAUCUCUUUGGAUUGUUGCUUAUACAGAAAUGUACAUUGAUGUUAAAAGUAAUAAUAAUAAUAUAAAUGGAGUUUGAAGCACUUUAAGGAGUGAAACUCUGGGAGUUUGUUACAAAGUUAGGAAUUGUGGGACCAAAUAAAUGCAGUAUGUUCCUAAAACCUUUCAUUUUCUUGUUUGGUUGUUUUAACCCGGUGGGUUUUUAAUGUACUUUUUAGAAGCUGCUAAGUCCUGCUUGCUUUGUGCAAAUAGUUCUGUAGGCUUAAGAUGCUGAUUUGCCUGAAUAAGCAGGUAUCCAUCAUCUCUGCAUUUCCGCUCAUCACAAUUUGGUUAUCUAAAAAUCUCAAAAAGAGCGUAAUUUUUUUUUUUGCAAUCUUCCGAGUCAGAGAGUCUCUUCCAUACGCAUUUUUUUCCUAAUGAAAUGAAAAAAAGUUUUAUUAAGAAUAGCAGCUGCAUCUGCUACAAUUAUGUACCAUGAAUUACAGGACUAACCCAGCAAAACUGUUUUCUUCAACAUUCAAAUCUUUGUUUUGUACCUGAUUGUGAACCACAGUGGAGGGCAGGGAACCCACUUUGCUUUAUUCUUCUGAGUAGAGGGCUGGACUCUAUAGACUUGAUAUGACUUCUUUUUCCACUGUCUUUCAGAAUCAGUAUUUUGAUAAUGUUUUUUUUAAUCCCCAAUGCCCUGUUUUGCAAAAUGAAAAACAUGAAAAAAAUUUUCUAAGGCUGGUCCUCGAUAUAGGGAGACAAGCAGACAAAUUCUCCUUCACUCCUAAUGUUCCUACUUUCUACUGCCACCUUCUCAAUGUACAGCAGUGUGUCCGCAGUGUGCUUGAAAUGAGGUGCAAGCUGGACUAAUAGAAGUAGAUGCAGAAUCAAUAGCCCUUAUGGCUUUGGUCAUUAAUCCCUUGUCAGAUUUUUGCAGCUUUGUAGGUCCUUUGCAGCUUUGCAGGGCGGCAAAAGUGUCAGAAAGCUGUUCACACCAAAUCUUGUGUUGCUUUCUCUUUUAUGGCAAAUCUUUCACUGGCAAAUCUGUGUCCAUGCAGAGUAUUCUCAAGUGUAAAGCCAAUAUUGGUGGGAAUGGGAUGCAUGCCAGGGUUGAGGGCUCAGAAGGAGCAAAGGAUUGAUAUGUAAGGGCAGAGCCCUCUCUCUGGAGAUGCUCUGCAGAAACAUAUUCCCCUGUACAGCAACCUGCCACAUGGGACAGAAAUGCCCAUCAGGCUGGAGGUGAUGAGUUCAGAAAUCAUAUCCUGUGAUAGCAACAACUGAAUCCUUUCUAUUUAUAAAAGCGCAAAUACUGCUCAAAUACUCAGUUGACCAAAACUGUGAAAACACUCAAUUCAUUUACUGGCCUGAGUUGAUACUAAAAGUUUCCAGAAGGAGAAAGGAAGAACAAUUAAAUUUUAUCAUGCAAUUCUCUAGUAACAUUCCCUGUCUCAUGCUCAUCAGAUAGAUCUGUGAGGCAGAUUUUCCCAAAUCACAAAAGAAAAGCCUUUUCAUUCUUCUCUUAAGCCUCCUCUGUAAAACAAAACAAAACAAAAAAUAGCACAGCAAAGAUUUUUGCAUCACAACCUGGAGCCAGUCCUGGAUUUCAAUUCCCUUCCAUUCAAUUUGAAUUUAUCAGAAGUAGUUUUAAUGCUAACAAAAAGAAAUAAAAAAUGUAUGAAGACUUGAGUAAAUGUAAGAUAUAUUGAUCAGUAAGUAUUAAUUCCAAUACAAUAUUACUUUUGCACAACAAAAAAAUAGGAAAGUCUCUUUGGUUUUACGGUUCUUUGUGGUUUAGUGUUUUUUACCUACAGUUUUUUUCAGUUGUAUUGCUUCCACAGAAUCAGGCUGUCAUAUGUUGCUGCAACAAUGAAUAAAUGCCAACUAGAGUUUCAGGUUCUGUACUUUUGCAUAGGUAAAUUUAUAUCAGGCUGAGGAACGUUUAGUAAAAAGCUUUUACACAGAAUGUUUUGACUUGGAAGGAACCCUCAAGGAUCAUCAAGUCCAGUGGAUGAUCUUUACAUGAGGAAAGAAGUUGUCCUUUUCAAUCGAUGAAGAAUUUUUAUUAUUGAAGAAAUCCACGUGGACACUGUGCUAUGGGAUUUUUUAGUUGUUACCAGUAGUAGCUCCAAGACUUUAAUCAUCAGUGUUGCCAUUUGACAAUAACUUGCAUGAAUUAUUUGCCUCUUUUGGCUGUGGCAUUUCAGGUGUGCUCCCAAAACUAGCAAUUCCCAUGUUAGAAUAAAAUACUCAUACAGGAGAGGCUUUCCCUGUAACAUUUUAUUCCAUUGUCAUUUUACUAAUCAAAUACCAUAUUCAGUACACUGAGAGCACAUGGCUGAAAAAUACACACUCUUUUAACAGCAUAUUAGAGUUCUUCUGAAUCCCAAAUCAAUUACAGAAGGAGAACAGAAGAUUUCCUCUGUAAACUAAACCGCAUUGGUAUUGUGAGCAUCAAGUCUCUCUCUUGUCCAUAUAAGUACCAAGGGCAAAGGGUUGUCAUCCAGUUAAUUUGGCUUAGAUUUAAUAGGAUCAUGUUAUCUGAGGUGGAUGACACCAAGGUCUGUCAGUUUCCAUUUAUUAUAACUACAAACUACAGCCAGAUUAUUGGCAGCGGAGAGACAGAAAACCUAACACUGAGAACUGAGAGAAAAUAAAAUGAAAUAAAUCACAGGGCACUGUAGAAGGAAAUACACAUUCAUUGUAGAAAAAAAAAGUGUGUAUAUAUUAAAAAGUAAAACAAACUGCCUUUUCACUGCUUAUAAAUGACUGUAGUUUAAGUUUCAAAUAACAAAAGCUUCCAAUUAAAACUUUUAACAUUCAUUCUGUACCUGAGCUAAGGGUUUGUACUUCUGUUACUGUGGAGCUUUCAUUUAAAACACAGAGCCAUUGACAUUUUACACUGUCACCAGCAACAUGAAUUGGGUGAGCUAACUUUCUGUGGUUUUGUAACCACUUCUUUGAGUCAUCUGUGAGCCAAUUCAUUUCAGCUUUCCAUCUUCUUUGCCUCUUCAUAAGUCCUCCAUGGGUAUUUUCAUACAUGGUUUUUUUUUAUUAUUUGGAGUAUUUUCUCCCCUCUCCUUCCUUUCUGCCCUUUAUAAAAUAGCCUUGCAAAUGCAGUCUCAGUGAACACACUAUAAAUGUGUUAUGGUUUUGUAAUGGACUCUUGCCAUGCUUUUUGCCUCUUACCAUACUCUUUGUGGUUUCCUCAUCUAAAAAAAUGAAAAACCACCUGCAUCUUUCUCUAAUGAUGCAAGGAAAUUUGGGACACAACCUUCUGUAAAUCUAUCUGCAUUUUCUAAAAAUACAUUAAAUAGACAUCCCUUUCAAAAGGGAUGUUAAAUGGGAUGGUGCCGUAAUACAAUAUUAUAGCUUCACAGGAGGCAUUAAGACUGCAAGGCAGAAACAUAAACAUCCUUUGUGCAGCUGGCCCAGACAUCUUAAAAUUGCGAGAGACUGGUCAUUGCCUGAGCUGCAAUGAAGCACCCUCUGAGUAUAAAAAAUUGCAAGAAAAAAUAACCAAUGAAUGUUUAUGUUCUGUCUGUCAUUUUAGGGGAUCUUCUGUAGCAAUGAAACCAGACUACGACCUGUUAUUCAUAUUGUGCCAUGUCUCCUUCUUUGCAGCUGACAGCAUAAGAUCUUUUUUAAACACACUCCUAUCAUUACUUUAUACCUCAGCCAGUUACUAUGUUUUCUAUGGGUUGUUCAAAAUGUGAAGCACAUGUGAAAUGUUCCAUGAGAAAUAGUUUCUUUGUUAAGGUGUCACUCACUCGUUGAGA